Messenger RNA from Prosopis cineraria, 2124 nucleotides. RefSeq names its product ethylene-responsive transcription factor ERF053-like. The transcript has a single exon. The record is from RefSeq and is a predicted model, not a curated record. Gene Ontology annotation, molecular function: DNA-binding transcription factor activity; DNA binding. Lineage: Eukaryota; Viridiplantae; Streptophyta; Magnoliopsida; Fabales; Fabaceae. The coding region runs from base 390 to 1631 and encodes 413 amino acids. Gene Ontology annotation, biological process: regulation of DNA-templated transcription.
UUCCCUCUCCCUCUCCCCUCACCACAACACUCUCUCCCCUGCUUUCGCCCCCUCUCUCCCGCUCGCUCUCUCCCUCGCUUUUUGCUCCUCUCUCGCAAACUCUUUUCAGAUGGGUCCCUGGUAUCCGAUUCUAUUUUUUAUUUGAUCGGAUUAUCUCUCCAUUUCAGAACCCACCGUCCAAACUAAAAUUCAGUUUUAGCUUCUUAAAUCUUUGACCCUAUCUGAAUUUGGAUUCUUCCCUUUUGAGAUUUUAGUUCGUUUUUAUUUGAAUCUUUCUUCUUCAAACCCUACAUAUGUGCCCAUCUCAUCUCAUUUCUUAGUUCUGCGUAGAACUCAAAGGCUCCGCUUUUGAGCUUGGGAGAGCGAGCGGAUAUUGAUCAUCAGUGCGGAUGGCCACAGCUAGUAACGGUGGCAAAUCCUCCGACGGUGGUGCAGAAAGUCGAGAUUGGGAGAUUGAAAGAGGUAAAGAUUUAGACUUGAGUGGUGAGAGGCAGCAAUGGAAGCCGGUUUUUGAGGAUGCUUCCGUGACCAACAGGCCUCUCAAGAAAAUCCGGAGCCCCCAGCGCCACAGCUCAAACCAGGAUCAAUCCUCUGUUUCCAUUCUACCGCGUCCUUCCUCCUCCAUUCCCUCCUCGCUUCCUUCUUCUUCGUCUUCCAGAAUCGUCUUCCCUUUUGCCUUCGAUGGUUCUCAACAACCCAUGCAAUUUCCCCCUCAACAAUUUGGUUCUGCAAAUUUGCCCGUGUUUCGCCCGCCAUUUCAUGCCAUGCAGACUCGGCAACAGAUGAUAUCUUUCGGUUCCCAGCAGCAAAACAUUGGGUACCCACAAUUCCCGGCCCAAGACUCUGGAGUUGCACCCCCGCAUUACCAUCAUCAUGAUCAUCAUCAUCAGCAGCAGCAGCAGCAGCUUCUUCAGUAUUGGAGAGACGCAUUGAAUCUGAGUCCGAGAGGAAGGAUGAUGAUGAUGAACAGCGUGGGACCGGACGGGAGGCCAAUGUAUAGGCCCCCUCCUCAGCCUAUAAAUACUACGAAGCUCUACAGAGGGGUGAGGCAGCGUCAUUGGGGGAAAUGGGUGGCAGAGAUCCGUCUUCCUCGCAAUAGGACUCGCCUCUGGCUGGGAACAUUUGACACGGCGGAAGAUGCUGCCUUAGCUUAUGAUCGCGAGGCCUUUAAGCUGAGGGGAGAGAAUGCUAGGCUCAACUUCCCCGACCUCUUCCUCAAUAAGGAUAAGCCAUCCUCAGCAGCCCCGGAUUCAUCUGCUUCUUCUCCCUCCACUCCCCAUCAAGGAUCAACGUCCAAACACGCUGACUCUGCCCCAGAAGCUCCAAUUGCGGAGGAGAAGCCUCCGCAACGGCCGCCGGAAGAGAGUACCGACAAUGAUUCUGGAAUAGGGUCGAGUGAUGCUACAAUGAGCGACGAAGGACAGGCGGCAUCUAAUGCUGGAACAGGGGAGGGCACUUCGACGUCGCAAGAACUGGUUUGGGGCGAAAUGGCGGCUUGGUUCAAUGCAAUUCCGACGGGCUGGGGUCCGGGCAGCCCUGUGUGGGAUGAUUUGGACACAUUUCAGUCGCAGCUUCCUUUUUUCAAUCCUAAUCACCAGGAAUUUAAGGAUGCGGAUACCCACAGACAGUAAGAAAAUAAUGCCAAACCAUCAGAUUCUUCCACUUCCUCCUCUACUCGUCCCGUGAGACCCUUCUUCUGGAAAGGUCAAGAUUAAAUUCUUCCUACAUAGGUUCUUAAUUCUCACUGGUUGUGGAUAUUUGAACCACACAGCUUCUGUGCCUUGUGAUCACCAUUCACUAGCAUGUCUCUCAGUUGAUCAUUUUCCUUUUUUUUUUAUUCCUUUUCCUCUUAGUCUCUUUUAAACCUUUAUAAUGCAUUUUAUGCUGAAACCAGGGCAGGAGAGGGUUUUAUGAUUUCCUUGCCUUAUGGUGCAUCCGCUAUGAGCUUUGUUUUUCUGCUCCAAGGAUGGGUGUAUAUUAUUAUUAAUUAUUAAUUACUCCAAAAUUUGGUAGUUUCUAUGCUUAGUUAUUUUAGUUUGUCCUUCUCUAAUGACACUAUGUAUCAUUUUCUAGUUGUCAUAUAUAUAUAUAUAUAUAUAUAGGCACUUGUGAUUUGUGAGUUCA